Messenger RNA from Truncatella angustata, 861 nucleotides. RefSeq lists its product as uncharacterized. Gene Ontology annotation, cellular component: cytosol; nucleus. Gene Ontology annotation, biological process: protein deglycosylation; protein quality control for misfolded or incompletely synthesized proteins; glycoprotein catabolic process. The transcript has a single exon. The record is from RefSeq and is a predicted model, not a curated record. Lineage: Eukaryota; Fungi; Ascomycota; Sordariomycetes; Amphisphaeriales; Sporocadaceae. The annotation marks the transcript as partial. Gene Ontology annotation, molecular function: peptide-N4-(N-acetyl-beta-glucosaminyl)asparagine amidase activity.
UAUCAACGCCCGGGGCUUUUGGACAAGGCUCUUGACAGCCUCGACCUCGGCAAAAUUUACGGCUAUGCAGAUGACAUUGCUGCACAAGAUGACUCCAAGGAGCUCGGCCACCAAGACUGCGUCAUCAGGGGACUCCUCAAGUACUUCAAGAAAGACUUCUUCACCUGGAUCACCGCCCCCCGCUGCUCGCAAUGCGGCGGGGAGACGGAUGCGAUUGGAGCGCAAAUGCCCAGCGCCGAAGAACAUCGCAAGGGUGCUGGCAGAACGGAGAUCUACCGAUGCAAGACACAUCCGCAGAGCCACGUGGAGCGCUUUCCGCGCUACGACGACCCGGAGACUUUGUUAGAGUGGCGCAAAGGUCGGUGCGGCGAGUGGGCCAACUGCUUCACACUGUGCUGUCUCGCGCUCGGCAGCCGCGCUCGCUGGGUUUGGAAUGCUGAGGACCACGUCUGGACCGAGGUCUGGAGUGAACGGAUGGGGCGAUGGGUACACUGCGACGCAUGCGAGGAAGCUUUCGACCAGCCACAGUUGUAUGCCGUGGGGUGGAACAAGAAGAUGAGCUACGUGCUAGGUUUCAGCUCUGAAGGAAUGCAAGAUGUCACCAGAAGGUAUGUCAGAAAAGCAGAGCACAAACUGCCGAGGCUCAAAGGUCCAGAGGCAGACCUCAACCGGGCACUGAAGGACGUGAACGACCGUUCUCGGACUGAAGAGUCUGUUGUGAGACUGGAGGCGGAGGAUGAGGCGGAGGAAAAGGAAUUAUCGGGCUAUGCGGCGGGUGAAAUACCAACGGUAUCUGAGGAGGAGAGACCACGAGAGAGUGGCAGUACGGCGUGGAAAGAGGCGAGAGGGGAAAUGGGAAAG